GCUCUGUUGCCCAGGCUGGAGUGCAGUGGCGCAGUCUUGGCUCACUGCAGCCUCGACCUCUCUGGCUCAAGCCAUCCUCCCACUUCCGUCUCCCAAAGUGCUGGGAUUACAGGGGUGCUGGGAGGCCCUCCUUGGCUUAGGAGGCCACUUCCAAAGCUGGGGCGCCCCAAGGAGACACCAGUGGCCAGGAUGUCGGUGCAGAGCACCCACCCCCUGAAACCCGAGGCCCCAGGUCUGCCACCUGGGAUCCCCGAGUCCCCGAGCUGUCAGCGGCGCCACACACUCCCUGCCAGCGAGUUUCGCUGCCUCACCCCGGAGGACGCUGUCAGCGCCUUUGAGAUCGAGCGUGAAGCCUUCAUCUCCGUCUUGGGCAUCUGCCCCCUGUACCUGGAUGAGAUCCGGCACUUCCUGACCCUAUGUCCAGAGCUGUCCCUGGGCUGGUUCGAGGAGGGCUGCCUCGUGGCCUUCAUCAUCGGCUCGCUCUGGGACAAGGAGAGACUCAUGCAGGAGUCACUGACGCUGCACAGGCCUGGGGGCCACAUAGCCCACCUGCAUGUGCUGGCCGUGCACCGCGCCUUCCGACAGCAGGGCAGGGGCCCCAUCCUGCUGUGGCGCUACCUGCACCACCUGGGCAGCCAGCCGGCCGUGCACCGGGCCGCGCUCAUGUGCGAGGACACGCUGGUACCCUUCUAUGAGAGGUUCAGCUUCCACACCGUGGGCCCCUGCGCCAUCACCGUGGGCUCCCUCACCUUCACAGAGCUCCACUGCUCCCUGCGGGGCCACCCCUUCCUGCGCAGGAACAGCGGCUGCUGAACUGGGCUGCCCACCUGGCUGCCAACGUGAUCCCCAUCUCUGCCCUGGGCUUCUCUUAGCUCAGCUGAGCAUGGAGACAGCAGUUUCCAGAGAGUGGAGAGAGCACGGUUAAAUAAAGAGGAGAUAAGGUGGCUUCUCAUGGCCCG
Molecule: messenger RNA, 959 nt
Organism: Pongo pygmaeus (Bornean orangutan)
Lineage: Eukaryota; Metazoa; Chordata; Mammalia; Primates; Hominidae
Gene: AANAT
Product: aralkylamine N-acetyltransferase
Exons: 4
Coding region: 190-813 (207 amino acids)
Biological process (GO): response to light stimulus; circadian rhythm; melatonin biosynthetic process
Cellular component (GO): cytoplasm
Molecular function (GO): aralkylamine N-acetyltransferase activity
Source: RefSeq, a predicted model, not a curated record